Messenger RNA from Ziziphus jujuba (common jujube), 3519 nucleotides. RefSeq names its product probable inactive leucine-rich repeat receptor-like protein kinase At3g03770. Gene Ontology annotation, biological process: protein phosphorylation. Lineage: Eukaryota; Viridiplantae; Streptophyta; Magnoliopsida; Rosales; Rhamnaceae. Bases 896 to 3229 code for a protein of 777 amino acids. The transcript has 7 exons. Gene Ontology annotation, molecular function: protein kinase activity; ATP binding; protein binding. The record is from RefSeq and is a predicted model, not a curated record.
AAACUCACACAGCGAGGCUUCAUAAACAGCGGUGGAGGCGCAGAGUUUUCAUUGUCUUCCAUUUUUCCUCUUCAACCAUCACAAACUUCUUCUUCUUCUUCUUCUUUUCUCUCUAUGCUUCGUUAAGAUGCCUCAGGGACCCACUUCUUUUUUUCUUUGUCUUUCUGUAGCUCUGAAAAGAAACCGACCCCAUUAAUGACAGAAACCGCAAAAUCCACAGGAAAAUGAAGACCAGCAGUUAAUGCCUGGAAACUCUCUCUUUGUACGGUCUUUCUCCAACCACCUUCAUUAUAGACUAUAUCCCAACUUUCCAAGUUCCCACUCUCAUUCAAUUCAUUGACGGAGAAAAAUCAUUUAUUUGUACUAAUUGGUUUUUUUUCAUUUUUUAUUAAUUUCUUGUUUGUUUUCGACGUUUGUUUCUCCUGCUUCCUCUGCAUUUAUCUUCCAUUUUUAGUUUCUUGUUCUCCCAAGUGGGUUCUUCUCUGUUUUCCUGGAGAAUUUCACCUAGGGAGACAUUCGUUUGUGUUUUCCAUUUUUUUUUUUUUUUUCCGGGUUCAUGGGUUUUUGAUAAACUUGUUUGUGCAUUGAACAUUAUCCGGAAAAGUUGACUCUGUUUGUGUCCUGACUUCUCUCUCUCAUCAUCUUGAACAAUUCCUGACUUCGAUAGCUUUAUGGGUUUUCUUGAAUUCGGGUAGGUAAAGAAAAGCAAAAUGGUUAGACCUUAGGUUUUUGGCUGCAUGGAUUUUCUUCAUGGCUUGUUUCGAGGAAAUGCUACUUUCAGGUGAAAAGCCUAGAUAGGUCUCUUCCGUUUACCUUGAAUAUAGCAAUCCAGCUUAGCGUAUAGGAAUUUUUUGUUUGUGAAAUCGGGAGGUUAAUUGCUCAAAAAUUGUUCAAUAUGGGACACUUUGAGUGUUUUAUUCUACUUGUUGUUUGUGAGAUUCUUUUCCUUCCAUAUACACAAGAGUUGCAAACCUCUCAAAGCCAAGUCUUGGCCCAGCUAAGGAAGCAUUUGGAGUACCCUCCAGCAUUGCAAAUUUGGGAAAAUUAUAAUGGAGAUUUCUGUAACCUGUCCUCUGAACAUAUGAGCAUAUCAUGCCAGGAAAAUUCUGUCACUGAGCUCAAAAUCAUGGGAGAUAAGAAUCUUAAGGUUAGGGAUUUCAAUGGGUUUGCAGCUCCAAAUCAGAGUCUUUCAGAAAAGUUCUCUGUUGAUUCUUUUGUUACCACGUUGUCAAGAUUACCCAACUUGAGAGUUCUUAGCUUAGUUUCUUUGGGAAUUUGGGGUCCACUGCCUGAUAAGAUUCAUAGGCUCUCUGAGCUUGAACUCUUGGACUUGAGCUCAAAUUUCUUUUUUGGUUCUAUUCCAGCUAAAAUAUCAACAAUGGUUAAACUUCAUACUCUGAUUCUGGAUGGAAAUUACUUCAAUGAUACUGUCCCUGAUUGGUUAGACUCACUCUCAAAUCUCACCAUUGUGAGCUUGAAGAGUAAUAGGCUUAAGGGUCAAUUUCCUAAUUCAAUCUGUAGAAUUAAGACUCUCACUGAUAUUGCCAUAUCUCACAAUGAGCUUUCUGGUAAAUUACCUGGUUUGAGUAACUUAACCAGUCUACAUGUAUUGGAUUUAAGAGAGAACCAUUUCGAUUCUGAAUUACCAGAAAUGCCUAAAGGAUUGGUUACUGUUCUUUUGAGCAAAAACUCCUUCUCAGGCAAGAUUCCUGAGCAAUUUGGUGAUUUGGGUCAGCUUCAGCACCUUGAUCUGUCCUUCAAUAAUCUUACUGGAAUACCCCUCCCUGAUUUGUUCUCCUUGGCAAACAUUAGUUAUUUGACUUUAGCAUCCAAUAAUCUAAGCGGAUCAAUACCAGAGCAGCUAAAUUGUGGUGAAAAACUUGGGUUUGUUGAUAUUUCGAGUAAUAAGUUGAUAGGUGGGCUUCCUUCUUGCUUGUAUAGUUCAGAUAACAGAGUCAUUAAAUAUGAUUGGAAUUGCCUUUCCAUUGAUUCUCAACAUCAACAUCAUGGAUCGUACUGCAAAGAAGCCUUCAUAAGGGGGAAACAAUCAAAAAAUACAGAAAUUAUGAUAGUAGCUGCUGCCAUUAUUGGACUUAUUCUUGUUAUAGUUCUUUUGGCACUUGGGAUUCUCUUAUUGCGUAAAAAAAAAGGUGCAAGAAGGACUUAUAAGCAGCAUAUAUUACCAAAGAUUGUGCAAGCUAAUUCACCAUCUGGGGUUUGCUCUGAACUCAUUACAAAUGCCAGGUUCAUUUCUCAGGCAGUGAAAGUAGGAACACAAGGUGCCCCAGUCUGUCGAUUGUUUUCUUUUGAAGAGUUGAGGGAAGCAACAAACAAUUUUGAUGUGUCUAUGUUUAUGGGUGAAGCCUCCGUCGGACAGCUUUACAAAGGAAAAUUGGAAAAUGGGGCCUAUGUUGCUAUAAGGUCUCUGGCUCUUACGAAGAAAUACUCAGUUCAAAACCUUAAAGUUAAGCUCGAUUGGCUUUCUAAACUUCACCAUCAGCAUUUGGUUUGCUUCUUGGGCUAUUGCAUUAUGAGCGGUGAACAAGAUGAUUCUAGUGCCAACAAGGUCCUCCUUGUAUUUGAAUACGUGCCUAAUGGGGAUUACCGUACCUAUCUGUCAGAAAAUUGUCCUGAAAAGGUGCUUAAGUGGUCUGAUAGAUUGACAAUUUUGAUUGGAGUUGCAAAGGCUGUGCAUUUUCUACAUACUGGAGUUAUUCCUGGUUCUUUCAACAACAGAUUGAAAACAAACAAUAUACUGCUUGAUGAGCAUCGCAUUGCAAAGUUGAGUGACUAUGGGAUCUCCGUCAUUACAGAAGAAAUUGAAAAAUUUGAGGCCAAGGGAGAAGGUUCAAAAUCAAGACGAGCUAACAUUGUCACAUAUCCUUGUCGCAGCCAUAAGCAAAACUUGGGGGAUGAUGUUUACAACUUCGGAUUUAUACUACUUGAAUCACUUGUUGGUCCAGUAGUAAGUGGUAAAGGAGAAACAUUCCUGCUAAACGAAAUGGCAUCUUUUGGCAGUCAGGAUGGUCGAAGAAGAAUUGUGGAUCCAGUAGUUUUAACCACUUGCUCACAAGAAUCGCUAUCAAUUGUGGUAUCGAUCACGAAGAAAUGCAUAUCAUCGGAACUCUCAUCCAGACCCUCUUUCGAGGAUGUUCUUUGGAACUUACAGUAUGCAGCUCAAGUUCAAGCCACUGCUGAUGCUGAUCAAAAAUCAGAUUCUAUAUCAUAGUUGUGAGUUUUUAAGCUGCUCAACACCUAACAUCCAUCUCCAAGAAGCCUUCUGCUGCUGUCAAUAUGGAAGCAGACACAACAACCGUGAAGGAUGUCUGCAGAAAACACAUGGUGGGCCUCCAUUUGAGCUGACAACCUUAAUUGUAAUGUGUGAAAAUGAAAUUUUUUUGGGUUUCCUUCCAUUAAAAUGAUAUGUAAAGCUGUAAAUGCCUUUUUUCCUUUUCUAUUUCUCAACUUAGAAAAUAUAAAAAUAUAAAAUUUUUGGUACAAAUGAGAUUGCUUGGAUAA